UGGUCCCGUGAGAAGCGCAUAUAAAAGGAGGGACGGGUCCUGCACUCACUCCGUCCACCAUCCUGCAGUCAGGCAGUACUUACUCACCACUCCUGCAAGCAAAUCUCCCCAACAACAACGAAGUGUGCAGCCACAUUUGUGUGCCUGUUGAUGUAUGUGGGAGCAGUCGGUACAGUACUAGUUGCAGCAGAAGCAGCCGUCGAUCAAGCCCCGGAGCUCUCGUGUGGAAGAGUCCAGAGAGGAGGAGGGAACGAGGAGAUAGAUAGAAAGCGAGUGUGAGAGAAAGACAUAUAGAGACAGGGCCACAGUCUUCAGAGUCACGCGAGUGAUUCCGUACAGACCAGACAAACCUCCUUCUGUUAAUUCUGUCUCGAGGAGCUUCCUCUUAACACCUGGUCCCGUCGCCACUUGUGUGCCCAUCACAUCGACAGUCCAAAGAUUUUCUCUUCGGCAAAUCAAUCAGCUGAACGCGUAUUCAAGCUCGCUUGAGAGAGAGAGAGAGAGAGAGAGAGAGAGAUGGCCAGAGCGAUGGAGAGAGCGAACCCCAUCCAGAGCUCCUGCAACAAGUUCAGCCUGCACAUUCAGGACAAUUGCGAAGCAAGCCUACCGAACCAUGUGCGCAGCAUCAUGGGGCAGGAGUCAGGGGGGUCGUCCCCGCGCAGUCCUAAGAAAGUGUCGUGGGUGCCUGGGACGGUCGACAAUGAAGGGCUGCCCAAGAAGUCGUUCGAGAAGGAAUUCUACUUCUCGCAGGACAUCUGGGGCUGAAUUCCGUUCUGCAGCAGCACGUUCGGAUGACUGAAGCUCGACCUCGUGCUUAUGCGCAUACAUCUCUUCGACAUGUUACUGCAGCGGCAUCAAUAAUAUCGCUGCUGAAUGGCUCAUCUUGUGAAACUGCUUGAGCCAGUCUCUGUAUAUAUUGUACUGAACUUUGCUCAACUCAACUCCUCGCAACUGCAGCUUUCAAGCAAUCACCCUGCGCUCGACCUCGGCAGCCAUUAUCGACCAGCUCCAGAUUUUUUUGUCGACAAUCUCAUGGAGAAGCACCUCGCACGAACAGAGGAAUAUUGUAAAAUUCGUCACGCCUGCUGGUUUUUUUAUUUGUGAAAAGCUUUUUGUAAAUUCCAGGAUGGACAAGUUCUCCUUCCUAGUUACAGGUAUUCAAGAGUACAGAUUGAAAGGAAGGAAGGUGCUUUCAGUGGUCUUCUAUGUAUGCAGCCAGGAAGAAAUGGUAUAGAAUCGGUACUACAGUAGUGAUAAGUGUAGAGUUUAUUAGGCCUACUUGCAGGUUUUCGGCUUGCAUUUUCAUUAGAUUACACGGGAUUGAGAUCCUAUUGGAAGAAUCUCAUACCGCGGAUGGUAGAUUGCUCAUGAUUGCUAACCGCGCAGAAACAUAGAAUACAGGCUCAGCAUCCGCGUUCGUAUACAAAAUUAGGAUCUACUGAGAGACUAGCUCAGGUUAGGAGUGCCAGUGUGGUUGCAACGGAAAUAAAAGUCUGACAUCAUUUCAAUCAGCUUCCAUUUCUCUGACUGCAUUUUGACCUCGACCUCGAUAAACUGUUCUCCUCAUCUCAGAGUCCGGUGUCCCUAGCCUUGGCAAGGUUAUACUCUACCAUUGAGUUAUUUAGAUUCGCAUUUGUAUAUGUAAAAGUCCGCAUAGGUUGUGCUGAUGAUUGCAAAGCUAUCAUGCUGU
Marchantia polymorpha subsp. ruderalis is the source of this 1690-nucleotide messenger RNA. NCBI's taxonomy places the organism in Eukaryota, Viridiplantae, Streptophyta, Marchantiopsida, Marchantiales, Marchantiaceae. The record is from the annotation of a GenBank genome assembly.